This is a messenger RNA of Lolium perenne, 1298 nucleotides long. RefSeq lists its product as uncharacterized. Lineage: Eukaryota; Viridiplantae; Streptophyta; Magnoliopsida; Poales; Poaceae. The record is from RefSeq and is a predicted model, not a curated record.
CCUUUUAUCGCACGCACUGCUCACCGCGCGUUCAUGCCGACUCCACCCACUUGUAAAGCUCACCUCUCUCUCUCUCGUCAUCCAUUUCUUGCCUGUUUGAUCGAGGCAGAAAGAGGACGGAAAGCUAUAAACAUGGCGAGGGACAUCCGGGCUAGUCACGAGCCGACAGAUGACAGUGCUAGUGGUGGCGCCGCGCUCGUGCUGUGGGACUGCGGCAGCUCGCUCUACGACUCCUACGAGCUCACCGCCUUCAAGCGCCAGCUCGACGCCGCCGUGCUCGCCUGCCGCUCGAUCUCCAUGCCUCACCUCCCGGCCGCCACCGCCACGCCGGCAGCUGGCGGCAGGAAGAGGCGCGCGGGGAGGCUACCGGCUCUGCUCCGGAGGUUCUUCUCCAAGGUGCUUGUCCGUCUUCGGCUCCCGGCCUCGGUGCGUGGCACAAGACAUCACGGCCGGUACCGGGGGUACGACGGAUACGGCCACGGCGACUACAGCGCCACGGGUUCGCCGUGGUCCGGCGCGCUGACCUCCAUCCCGGAGGAGAGCGGCGACAGCCCGGAGACCGGGUUGUCGCCUCCGAUCGUCGCCGGUCCGAGCGCGCUGCGCAGGGUUCAGUCCGAGCGGUUCAUCGGCAGCAAGACGGCGUCCACCAUGGUUCCAUUCGACGUCGUCUUGUAGCUCAACAUACAGUGAUUAGGCGUAAGACUAGCACAAGCCAGUCAGAUACUUGUAUGUAUACCUAGAAUAUGCAGGUACUGUGCAGCGAGUUCUUCCGUUUUAGAUCACAUAGUGUUCGUGGUGUAAGAAUCAGCGGUGACAAGUAAUUAAUCAAGCGACAAUUUCAAAAUAGCUUGCGGCCGCGGCAUGCUGAGCAACAAGGAAAUUCACAGAGUUGUUGUCUGGAGCAUGUAUCAACACAGGACGAAUUGUAGCUCGCGAACGGGAGGGCGAUGGAUCGAGACGGCGCGCCAGAAGCCCAGAAUGGAGCGAGCCGAUUCUUGCAUGUGUGCGAAUGAUCUUGCGGUUGUGGAUACGACCUGGACCGAACUUGCAAGUAACAGAGAAACGCGGUAGUUGAGGAGCGUGCUUUCUUCUGCAUUGACGAUGCUUUCCAGUUGACAUCAGUAGUGAGGUCAGGUUGCAUCUGUUUUUGUCACCCUUUGUGCUAACUGCUAAUUUGUUAUGUGUAUAGUCAUGUACAAUCAUGACUCGUGAACUUUCUACUCCCUCCGUUUUUUGACAUUCAGACUUUCUUCAGAGUGAAAACCUAAACAAAGAUUUUCAAUCGGGUGACGGCCGCA